AUGGACGGGGUGCAGGACCAGGAGAGCACCCCCAGACUGCCCGCCUCGACGAACCUCGGCCCGCAGAUCAACCUCGUGAUAUGGUUCUUGACGGCGUUGUCUUCUGCUUUCUUGGCGCUGCGUGUGUAUUGCAAGUUUCUGAGACACAGGGGGUUAUGGUGGGACGAUUAUCUUUUGAUUGGAUCAUGGAUCGCUCUGGUGGCAGCCUGCGCCUUCAUCUCGGCUUCCGUCAACCUCGGCUUCGGCCGGCCGUUUAGACAGUUCGACUUCAACAACCUGGACGUGUACCUUUUAUAUUCCAACCUGGCCGGCUCGUUUUCCAUCCUCGCCGCGCUGUGGAGCAAGACAUCGUUUGCCGUCACUGUGCUGCGCAUCUCGUCCGGGUGGACCAAGGCCUUUGUCUGGUUUCUCAUCAUCACGGUGAAUGCCUGCCUCGGGGUGGCCAUUGCUAUUACCUGGGCGCAGUGCACGCCGAUCGAGAAGAUUUGGCACCCUUUUUUGGAGGGAAACUGCUGGUCAAAGGAGAUACAAAUUCGGUAUAACAUCUUUACCGCCGUAUAUUCGGGCGCCAUGGAUAUUGUCCUGGCCGUGGUCCCGUGGAAGAUUAUUUGGACGUUGACGAUGAACCGGAAGGAGAAGGUGGGCGUGAUGGUGGCGAUGAGCAUGGGUGUUUUCGCAGGAAUAAUCUCCAUCGCCAAAACCUCCCAGCUCCCGACAAUCUCCAACGCAACCUUCACCGAAUCAACAACCAUGCUGGUUAUACUAGGCGCAGCCGAGCCAGCCAUCACAGUCGUGGCAGCAUCGAUCCCGAUCCUGCGGGCACUCCUCCGCGACGCACGUCCCGCGCCGCCGGGGACGGUGGGGUUUUAUCACUCUUUUCGGGAGUUGGGGUCUAUGGAGGGUGGUAGGGGUGGUGGUGGUGAUGGUGUUCUUCCUGCUCUCGGGGGGGAAAUGUAUGCGGGUGGGGCUGGAAGGGUCGGCAGGAGUAGUACCGUGGUGAGCAGCGCAGGGCAGUAUAGUCAUAGUCGGGGGAGGAGUGCCAGUGUGAGUUCGUCGGCGUCGAGGUGGAGUCGGGAGGCGCGGGUUCAUUCUCGUUCGUGUGUUCGUGGCCACCAUCGAGGGAAGGCAUCGCAGGACGGGGGAGGUUCGGUCGGCGGGCUGAGUCGGCUGAGCGGGUUGAGCAGGUGGAGUUUGGUGGUCGGAGUGAGUGAGCGCGGCGGUGCUGUUACGAAAGAGGAGAUGUCAGUACCUGGGGACGCAGACGGACGGGGGAGCUCGUUCAGCGUGGAUUUACCGCCAACGCCGCCACCGGGCAAGAUUGUCGCGACUGAGGAGGUGGUUGUGGAGUAUGAAGAGCGGGUGCAUCGAGGGCAGGAGAUGAGCGAGUGGCCAAGUGCUAGACCGCCGAUAUAACGCUAUCGUGCGGUAAGUUUGCUGAUGGGGUUCGGCAUAAUGGUCGGGUCGUGGCAUCGCUG
Molecule: messenger RNA, 1475 nt
Organism: Chaetomium fimeti
Lineage: Eukaryota; Fungi; Ascomycota; Sordariomycetes; Sordariales; Chaetomiaceae
Exons: 4
Coding region: 1-1413 (470 amino acids)
Source: RefSeq, a predicted model, not a curated record